CCGCCCCGUCCCCAGCCGGGACCCGCCGGCACAGAGCCCCUCCGCCCCUCCCGUUCACUCGCCCGAGGCCACAGUUUCCCCCCGGGGCCGCUCUUCCCCCCGCCGUCACAGCAGGAACCAUGCCGGCCGCCUUGCCCCCCUCGCCGCCGGGGCGGGCGGGCGCUGCCCGGCCUGAGCGGGGCCGUCCCCGGCAGGUGGAUGCCGCCGCCGCCGCCGCUCCUCCCCCGUCCCGUCCCCUGCCCGGCUCCGCGCCGCCUCUUGCCGCCGCCCCGCUCCGCUCCCAGCUGACGGGGGCAGCCCCUUGUUUACCGGCCAGGGAGGCAGCCGCCAGCCCGGCCUGCGCUGCGAGGGGCCGCCGGGGCCGACGCCGAGGGGGCCGGACGCCCCGUUUCCUGGGCCGGCGGCCGGGCGUUAUAAAAGGGGGGGGACGGCGGCGGCUCUCCUGUUCUCUUACCGACGAUGCGAAGCCGGGGCCGGCCCCCGCGCCCGCCCCGACGCCUCUGAUUCGCCCCCGCCGGGACGCGCCGAGUCGUCGGCGGCGGCUCCGGCUUCUCCAACGAGGCGGGCAUGGGACCGAGAGCGGCGGCGGCGGCGGCGCUGGCCGUGGCCGUGGUGCUGGCGGCCUGGUGCGGCCGGAGCCGCGGGGAGAUUUGCAGAAGCAUGGACAUUCGCAACAAUCUGACCCGGCUCAACAUGCUUGAGAACUGCACUGUGAUCGAGGGCCACUUGCAAAUAUUGCUGAUGUUUAAAACCAAGCCGGAAGAUUUCCGCGAGCUCAGCUUUCCGAAGCUGACGAUGAUUACAGACUACUUGCUGCUUUUCCGCGUGUACGGCCUGGAGAGUUUAAAGGGACUUUUCCCCAACCUCACUGUGAUUCGAGGAACUCAUCUGUUUUUUAACUACGCGCUAGUCAUUUUCGAGAUGGUUCACCUGAAGGAGAUCGGCCUCUAUAACCUGAUGAACAUUACUCGAGGCGCUGUGCGGAUUGAGAAGAACAACGAAUUAUGUUACUUGUCCACGAUCGACUGGUCAAGGAUUUUGGAUUCUGUAGAAGAUAAUUACAUCGUGGCCAACAAGGACGACAAAGAAGAGUGUGGAGAUGUGUGUCCGGGAACUGUGAAAGGGAAGAGCAACUGUCCGCCUACGGUGAUAAAUGGCAUUUUCAUUGAACGCUGCUGGACCCACGAUCGCUGUCAGAGGGUUUGCCCAGCUGCCUGCAAGUCCCAAGGCUGCACCUCCGAUGGUCAGUGCUGUCACAGCGAGUGUCUUGGGGACUGCACGGAGCCCAACAACCCUGAAAAAUGCGUGGCUUGCCGCAACUUCUACCUGGAAGGCAAAUGCGUGGACACUUGCCCACCCGGUUACUAUCGCUUCGAGGGGUGGCGUUGUGUGACCUUCAGCUUCUGCCAGGAACUGCACAACAAAUGCAAAAACGCCCGGGAGUCGGGGUGUCACGUUAUCCACAAUAACGAGUGCGUUCACGAAUGCCCGUCAGGGUACAUCAUGAAUUCCAGCAACUUGCACUGUACGCCCUGCGCCGGGCCCUGUCCGAAGGUUUGCGACUAUGGGAAGGAGAAGACCAUCGACUCGGUGACGUCGGCCCAGGAGCUCCGUGGCUGCACAGUUGUCAAUGGAAGCUUAGUUAUAAAUAUCCGUGGAGGAAAUAACAUAGCGGCUGAGCUAGAAGCGAAUCUUGGCUUGAUAGAAGAAAUCUCAGGUUACCUCAAAAUUCGCCGGUCUUAUGCCUUGGUUUCUCUUUCUUUUUUUCGUAAACUACAUCUGAUCAGAGGAGAAACACUAGAAGCUGGGAAUUACUCAUUUUAUGCCUUGGAUAACCAGAAUCUUCGCCAGCUCUGGGACUGGAGUAAACACAACCUCACUAUUGCACGAGGCAAACUCUUCUUCCAUUAUAAUCCCAAACUGUGUUUGUCGGAAAUCCACAAGAUGGAGGAGAUCUCGGGGACUAAGGGGCGACAGGAAAGGAACGACAUAGCCCUGAAGACCAACGGUGAUCAAGCCUCAUGUGAAAAUGAAUUGCUGAAGUUUUCUUCCAUUAGAACAUCUCAUGACAAGAUCCUGUUGAAGUGGGAGCCGUACUGGCCUCCUGAUUUCCGGGAUCUCCUGGGAUUUAUGCUUUUUUACAAAGAAGCUCCAUACCAAAACGUGACGGAGUUUGAUGGCCAGGACGCUUGUGGGUCCAAUAGCUGGACGGUUGUGGAUGUCGACCCACCCCCGCGGUCGAAUGAGCCCAAAGCCCAGGCCCAGCCAGGCUGGCUUCUGAGGGGCUUGAAGCCAUGGACGCAGUACGCCGUGUUUGUCAAAACUCUGGUCACCUUCUCAGAUGAACGAAGAACAUAUGGUGCAAAGAGUGAAAUCAUCUAUGUCCAGACCAACGCUACUGUUCCAUCGGUCCCGUUAGAUCCGAUAUCUGUUUCCAACUCUUCAUCCCAAAUCAUUCUGAAGUGGAAGCCGCCCUCGGAGCCCAAUGGAAACAUCACACACUACCUGGUGUACUGGCAGCAGCAGGCAGAAGACAGCGAGCUUUAUGAACUUGAUUACUGCUUAAAAGGAUUGAAACUGCCCUCAAGGACGUGGUCUCCCCCUUUUGAAUCCGAAGACCCUCAGAAGUACAAUCAAAGUGAAAGUGAGGAUGUCAGUGGGGAAUGUUGUUCCUGUCCUAAAACAGACUCUCAAAUACAAAAGGAGCUGGAGGAGUCUGCUUUCCGCAAGACGUUUGAGAACUAUCUUCACAAUGAGGUUUUUGUGCCCAGGCCGUCAAGAAAACGAAGAGACCUUGGCUCUGUGGCAAACGCCACUGUGGUGAUACCCACCAUCGCAUCCUCUCCGAACAAUUCUGCAAUAGCAUCUGAGAACGCAGAGGAACAGAAACCUUUUGAAAAAGUCCGGUUUAAGGAGUCUUUGGUUAUCUCAGGCCUGCGGCAUUUCACCGGGUAUCGCAUUGAGCUCCACGCCUGUAACCAUGAUGCUCAGGAGUCCCGAUGCAGUGUUGCAGCUUAUGUCAGUGCCAGGACCAUGCCGGAAGCCAAGGCUGAUGACAUCAUCGGUCCAGUUACCCAUGAAGUGGUUGAAAAAAAUACGGUGCAUUUGAAGUGGCAGGAACCAAAGGAGCCAAAUGGUCUUAUUGUGCUGUAUGAAGUGAAUUACGGACGUCUUGGGGAGACAGAGGAAGCACACUACUGCGUCUCCCGUAAGCAUUUUGCCAACGAGCAGGGCUGCAAACUCCGUGGGCUCCAGCCUGGAAACUACAGCGUCCGCAUACGAGCUACAUCACUGGCUGGAAACGGCUCGUGGACAGAACCUACCUAUUUUUAUGUGGCUGAUUAUUUGAAUGCUCAGCCUAAUAUUGCUGUUAUAAUUGUUCCGAUUAUUUUUGCCAUAAUAAUUGCUGGAAUUAUUGGAGCUGCUUACGUCCUUGUGAAAAAGAGACAAACGGAAGGACCGACCGGACCGCUCUACGCAUCCUCUAACCCCGAGUAUCUCAGCACCAGUGAUGUCUACGUCCCCGAUGAAUGGGAGGUUCCACGAGACAAGAUCACUCUCCUCCGAGAGCUGGGCCAGGGCUCCUUCGGCAUGGUGUACGAAGGAAUUGCCAAGGACAUCGUGAAGGGAGAGCCGGAGACUCGCGUAGCUGUGAAAACCGUUAACGAAUCAGCCAGCCUCCGCGAGCGCAUCGAGUUCUUAAAUGAAGCCUCUGUGAUGAAGGGGUUCAGCUGCCAUCAUGUGGUUCGCCUCCUCGGGGUGGUCUCCAAAGGGCAACCGACUCUGGUGGUCAUGGAGUUAAUGGCACAUGGAGAUUUGAAAAGUUACCUUCGCUCUUUGAGACCUGAUGCCGAGAAUAACCCUGGUCGUCCGCCACCGACGCUGAGAGAAAUGAUCCAGAUGGCUGCAGAGAUCGCCGAUGGCAUGGCCUAUCUGAAUGCCAAAAAAUUUGUUCACAGAGACCUUGCAGCUCGGAACUGUAUGGUUGCAGAAGACUUCACUGUAAAAAUCGGAGACUUCGGCAUGACCAGGGAUAUCUACGAGACGGAUUAUUACCGUAAGGGAGGCAAAGGGCUGCUGCCCGUGCGGUGGAUGGCGCCCGAGUCAUUGAAGGAUGGCGUUUUCACCACUUAUUCCGACGUGUGGUCGUUUGGUGUUGUCCUCUGGGAAAUAAGCAGUUUAGCAGAGCAGCCGUACCAGGGGCUCUCCAACGAGCAGGUGCUAAAGUUUGUGAUGGAUGGGGGGUACCUGGAUCAGCCGGACAGCUGCCCGGAGAGGCUGCACAGCCUGAUGCAGAUGUGCUGGCAGUACAACCCGAAAAUGCGCCCCACCUUCAUCGAGAUCAUCGAGAUGCUGAAGGAGGACUUGCACCCCAGCUUCCACGAGGUCUCGUUCUUCUACAGUGAGGAGAACAAACCCCUGGAAACGGAGGAGUACGAGAUGGACUUCGAGAACAUGGAGAGCAUUCCCCUCGAUCCCUCCUCGUACUCGCAGAGGGACAAAGUCCUGGGGCGGGACAAUGGACCCUCCAUGGCCCUCAAGGGGAACUAUGAAGAGCACAUACCUUACACUCACAUGAACGGUGGCAAGAAAAACGGGCGGAUUCUCUCCAUGCCCAGGUCAAGCCCUUCCUAACGCCUCCUCUUUGGCCCAAGGGUUGUGUCUGCUUUUUUCCCCUCCACAAAUCUCAGGACUCUUGUUAUUGCUGCCACAGUGUAUGACACAGAUCUACAAACUCUUCAGAUUUUUAAUCAUCUUAUGAUUAAUACUUUUCUUUUUUUUUUUUUUUUUUUUUUUUUUGCCAAGUUGACUGGUUGUCAGUGGACUUAUCUGUGAACAUAAAUGGAAGAGGUUUCCAUGGCUGCUGUCCCUCCUGUAACCAUGGUUUCAAAACAGGAAGCGACCGUGUAAGUUAAACUGAAGGAGGAGCAUCCACGUUUGCCAAGAAAAGACGUGAAGUUUGCUGGUAUCUGAGCUACAGCGUUAACGGUGCGGAACAAAACUUCUGCAGGACAAAAAGCAUUUCCAGUAGAAUUCCAGGCUUUCAGGCAUAGUCUUCACUACAGCUGAAGGAUUCAACACAGCAGUCGGACGCGCCAGAUCCUCAGAUUGACCAAUAGCUGCUGCUUUCAUACCUUUUAAAUGGGUUCAAUCCCAGGGGUGCGUGCGUGUGCGUAUGUGUGUGUGCAGUAUAUAUAUGUGGGGUGUAUAUAUAUAGCAAAAUAUACGCUUCUUUUUUUUUUGUACAUAAGUUUUGUAUGUUCUCACAGAAGCUUUCCUCUUCUCGGAAGUGUGUACUUAUCUUUUUUCCCAUUUCCCUGGAGUGACUGAAUCCUAAACAGAUUAUUUUUAUACUAAGGACUCUUGGGAGUAGGUUUUCUCUCAUUAACAAAUGAGGAAAAUGUGCUGGGAGCCAAAGGAGCAGAAAUCUGAGAUUUGUGGGUACUUUCAAGACCAAACGACGUAGGAGUCCCCUGACCUGAGAUACGGAGUUCUCUGCCCUUGCAGCAUUGAGUAUAUAUAUUGUUUGUUGUAACAUAUUUAAAAAUGUCUUUGGUUUAAAUUUUAACUUCAUAUAAAUUAUUGACUGUUUAUGAUCCUUUCGGGGAGGGGAGAAUUUGGGGGACUGUUUGGUCUUAAAGUGGUCCAGAGAUUUCAGAAUGAACUAAUUUUAGCGGAUGACCCUUUCAGGAGCUACGAAGCCCGUGUUGAGUUUAUACUCGACAAGGCUUUCUAGCGCAGUUCCCCGAUUGAUCCCCUGCAGCCAGCUGCCUCCAGCCGAAGCCCUGAGAUAACGUAGUUGGGACUUUGCUUGGUCGUUGGGGGCUGAAGGACACCGGAACAUCCUGGUCCUGCUGCUCCUGUGCCCCUGCGCCCCCGGCUUGGCCUUCUGCGCGCGCUGUGCCGCAGGAGCAGCGGCAAGAGGGGAGGACCCUGACCCAAAAAAGAGACACUAAAGCCAAUGUGAAGGGGGGAGAGCGCGAGGCUCUUGGCUCUGCACGUCGAGCAGAAGCUGAGUGUGACUGUGGUUAGUACCCGCUGCCUGUCUGAUGCUGCUCCGGGGUCUGGCCUCCUGCUGCCCGCGGGCCUUCGAUGUUUUCCUGAGAUACUCACACUGCGUCCCGCGGGCUCCCCGGGGCGCCUGCCGCAGCCACCGCUUUCAGCUCCUCGGGACGUCAACUUUCGUCUUCUGGACUGUGCUUUGUUUUGCUGCUGUUCGCCUAGAAGACAGAGCCGAUUAGCAUAAGGUGUGAGAAAAUAAUUGUGAAACUAAACGUGUCUGGUGGUGCUGAGGGCGCGUGCUGGCAGGGAGAAGCGCUAAAGCAAGAAGUGAAGGUGAUGGAUGGUGCAGGCCCUUGUCAUACGGGAGGUGGCUUCAAAAGGGGAGAGAGAUGCUCCGUCCUCCGCUGCUCCUCCGGGAGAAGUCCACGAGCCAGUUCGUGCUCUCUGCCAGGAGGAAAGGAGCUUCUCCCGACUCAGUGCGAGUGGGGAGGCCGAGCCGGUGUGUGGCUGUUUAUUCCUGGCAGGAGCUGGGUGGGAAGCGCCUCUCGAUCUGCCCCGCGCCGUAGCUCAGCCCGUCGGUGCGAGGGCAGGGGAGGACGACGGACCCUGAGCACCCCCAGGAGCUGCAGGGCCUUUGCGCUGGGUGAAGGGGGUCGGUUCGGCCAAAGGUGGAGGGUGCCGGGUGCUCACAAAGGUGGGUGGCAGGUGGACAGUCCAGACAGGGGUAGGAACCUUCGAUUUCAAAAGGCCUCGUUUACAUUUCUUCUGCUUCAUGAAGUAGUAACUGUUUAGCAGCUCUGUACCACACUGCAGGAAAGAAGACAUAUUCUCACACUUUUCUAAGGAAGAGAAGUUUUUCUUAUUAGAAAUUUUUUAUUUAUUUUAAUAUAUAAAACACAGUUUAAAAAAAAAAAAAAAAACAACAAACAACAAUUUGUUUCCUUAAACACACAGAACAUGUAAAUUUGUAUCCGUAAAAUCUUGGCAGGUGGAUGUGGUGGGAUUAUUUUUGUCCUGUUCUGGUGCAGUCUACCUCAGUGUUUCUUAAGGAUAUUUUUAAUACUACGCACCUCUGAACCUGUUUAAAUAUUCUGGUCUGGACCUAUUGUGGAUCAGGGAAAAUCAAUAUCAGCCGAUUCCAAUACCAGGGACCAUUCGCCGAAGGGGAGGGGCAGGAGAACGGCUCGUCACCGGUUAUCGCCAACCCGAGCGGUAGCCACCAAAGGAACCGACUUACAACUUUGGAUGUGAUAUUUUGAUAUCAUCCUCUUAGUUCCGUUGUGAUAAAGGAAAAAAAGAGAACAAAAGAGCCGUUUAAAUGUUGGGGCGUUAGUGAACGGAGAGGAGCAGAGCGCUUCCCUCCGGAGCAGGGACUGCGCCCAGCCCUCGGCGCUGCCGGUGGAUGGGGGCGUCCUGGUCACUGCCCUUCUGGCUGCGCGCGGGUGAUCCGGGCUCCUGCCGGUGGGAUGGGACCUCCUGCAAUAAACCCUCCCCGGCAUGUCCUUGUUUGGGUGACAUUUGAAAUUGCAGUGAUCGUAACUGUGGGAAAAGAAGAUCUUUUCUAUAAACAAACCUUGGAACCUUGUAUUGGGCCUGGCUUUGAAAUUCAGUUGAUAUUGGUUGGCCCUCUGGGUGCGCCCGAUUUGCAGCACGCGGGUCACUGGACGAGGGACUUGUCUUGUGGCCAGACAGCGCUUUCGCCUGGCUCUUGGGGUCGUCUUCACUCGGCACCACAUGGAGCAGCUGUUUAUACCCAAUGCUGCGCCUAAAGAUUAUCCCAGUCAUCCUGUUACAGUGCCAAGGGUGAGGAAAGGUGUAUGGUACUAGUGCGGAGAUAUUUUUCCCCUUUUUAGAAACAAAAAAAAAAUAACACUAGCGGUUGCCACUUGUGGCUGUUAAAGAUUACACUCGCUGAACUGUAGAAUUAGGAAGAAUAAAUGAACAUCGUUUGUAAAGCCCAGCUCUCACUUCCGGAAAACCCUCCACUCCCAGCCCGCGGCCGACGCUUUGGUCUCUGUUGGUGGAAGAUCCUCGCCCUGGGGAUGCCAAAACCCCUCCUGGGAUCUCGCCGAUGCUUGUUCAGAGGCACCGGGGGUUGACCACAAGCUUCGAUUGCACGUACUUGACGAAACCUUCUCAGUGCGGGGCGUUGCCAAGGGCUCCUGCCCGGGAAGGUGCGGGCCGUGCCUCCGUCAGGGAGCUGCUGCUGUUUGCUCCGGGAAGAUCCCCGUCGGGGUGAGAAUUCCACAGCUGCAGCGGGAGCAGUGGCUGCUGCGGAGUGACGAGGAGGCGGCAGCGCAGGGAGGAUGCUGGAGGAGGGCAGCCCUGACCGGCGGCUGGGAAGCUCUCUCUGUCCUCGAGGCAGCUUUCGUUGGAGGGUCGGAUCCUGCCCGUUGUGGGCAGAGAACCUCCCCCUCGCAGCAGGACGGACUUGUCAACUGUUGAGGAGCCGCUGGAGCCUCCUGCGCGCGGUCUGGGGACGGGGAGGGUGCCAGCAACAGCCAGAGGUUCGCUGUCUCCAAAGCUGGUGAAGCGGGAGGUAUAAAACCAGCUUUCUGUGCUCUGCUGUGUUUUUAUUAGCAGGUGUUCGAAGCGUGAGGCUGGAGAGGUUUCUCAGAAGCGUUUGCACGUUGAAUUGCCACUUCCUGAACGCCUCUUGCAAAUCUGGUCCUUCUCUUGCAGUACGGCGCAGCGUUGCAAAGCUCGGCUGCCAGCUUAGAAACUGCCUUUGUCGGCUGCUUGUAAAUACUCUAUUGCGUUGUAAAAUAGAAGAGCUACUAACGUAAACUCUGCGCCAGGAAAGGUGACAGGAACUAGACCACGCUGCAGGGAGAAUAUUUUUGUUGGUCGUAAAGCAGCUGGGUUGGGGUGGAAGAGGCUGCUCUGAGGUUGCUAAAGGGUACUCUUAAUUUAUGGGUAGCGUAUCCAUCUCCUCCGCAAUUUGUAUUAUAGCGAUGGGACACUUUGCUUAAUUUUAGUAUGUUGCAUAUAAUGUUGGUAUCUCUUUGGAAAAAUCUCAAAGUUACUUACUGUGUUGUUGACGUGACAAGGAUGAAGGCGAGUAGGAAAAGACAGGAGCGGGACGGGUGCUGCGUCGGUUAUUCUUGAGCCUCCGUUCUGGGGAGGGAGAGAGGCCAUCGAGUUCCCUUUAACAUCACUGUGAUACGAAGACGGACCCCGAGGUAUUCCGGGCCCUUCACUGCGAGCAGUGAUUCCUCAUACCAAGACUGGAAUCUUGUUUUACAAGUCAGAAAGUAAAAUAUCUUUGUGCCAUAAAAAAAAAAAAAA
This is a messenger RNA of Chroicocephalus ridibundus (black-headed gull), 9291 nucleotides long. RefSeq names its product insulin receptor (gene INSR). Gene Ontology annotation, cellular component: plasma membrane; axon; insulin receptor complex. Gene Ontology annotation, biological process: positive regulation of kinase activity; cell surface receptor protein tyrosine kinase signaling pathway; multicellular organism development. The transcript has 21 exons. Lineage: Eukaryota; Metazoa; Chordata; Aves; Charadriiformes; Laridae. Gene Ontology annotation, molecular function: insulin receptor activity; insulin receptor substrate binding; ATP binding. The coding region runs from base 568 to 4635 and encodes 1355 amino acids. The record is from RefSeq and is a predicted model, not a curated record.